Molecule: messenger RNA, 1886 nt
Organism: Nicotiana tabacum (common tobacco)
Lineage: Eukaryota; Viridiplantae; Streptophyta; Magnoliopsida; Solanales; Solanaceae
Source: RefSeq, a predicted model, not a curated record
AUGGUGGAUGCUAAAACAGGAGAAAAAAUUUGAGCACUCAGAACAAACAGAAAACAGAUGGAAAGAAGAUGACAAAAAUAAGUCUAACAUUCACGGGUAACAGAAAUUGGAAUUAACCAUUAAAAGGAGCUAGCAGUCCUUUUUUCACAUGCCAACACUACUGAAAUCAAAUAAUUCACGCCCUAAAUUCAACUGUUUCUGUGAAGUAAGUAUGUCCCUACGUCCACCACCUAUUUUAAGAGUUUGUGCACUGGCAGUAUAUAAGUUUUUUUUUUUUUUACAUUAUAACAUUAAGUUGACCUACAAUAACAGAUAAUUAUUUAAUAACAAGUUUGAUAUAAAAAUCUGUUAUAACAGAUUAAACUGCACUAAUAAUAUCAAAACAAUUACACUAGUGAUAUAUAUAACUUAAAUUCUUAGUAUUUCUUUUACCCGUUCCCUCUUCCAUACCGUCAAGGGUGCUGGUUUGAAUUGAUUUCUCAUUGUACCAUAAUGUAUUUACUCUCAAAUUCUUCUAGUUUGUAUCUGCAAAUAUUCUUGGUUUUAUUGUGGUGUAUCCACACAUUGGAGUUUCUUGAAUUGGCAAGUGCAGCUACUCCAAAAGUGAAAGUUGGGAAUAUAUCAAAAGUGGAAGAUGCUUCAUAUUUUAGGAUAUACUAUGGACAGACCUUCAAGGUUAUCAAGAACACUCUUGAUGGCAAGAGUUAUCUUCUUAUCCAGAACAACACGAGAAUGGCCAGCAGAACAAAAUAUUGCACCUCAAGAAUAAAAUCUUUCGUUAUCCCACUAGCAAACUACUCGAUCGAGACUGAUUACUAUUUUCCAGUUUCAUUUUUCGAGCUUCUAGGCAUGUUGGGAAAUUUGAAAGGCAUAACAUCAACAUUUGUCGCCUCUCAAUGCGUACUAAAACUAUAUCAGGAUGGACAAAUAGAGAGCAUUAACAAGAGUGAGCCUCAACAACUUGCACAAUAUGCAGCUCACUUCAUUGCCAACACUGAUGAAACUCAACCCUGCAACUUUGCCACAUUUGUCCCUAUUGGUGAAGAUGCACCUCUCCAGCGUGCAGAGUGGAUAAAAUACUUGGGAGUUUUUGCGAAUUUGGAAAACAGGGCAAACCAAGUCUAUGAUGCAAUUAAGGAGAACUAUUUGUGCUUGAGCAAAUCUGCAACUAGUAAGACUUCAGUUAAACCAACUGUAUCUUGGAUGGAGUAUAAAGAUGGAGUGUGGUCAUUUACAAGAGAGCCAUACAAAUUAAAGUUGGUGGAGGAUGCUGGUGGAGUUAAUGUCGAUGAUUCCAUCAACAAAAUCACAUACAAUAUGUCCAUUCCUGAUGAUUUAGAAGAGUUUCAUGCCAUUUUGUGUACUGUGGAUGUAGUGAUAGAUGAAACAUAUACCUCAGAUCCAGUGGUCUAUAAUGCUUCCACAUUUCUUGGAAACAUCAAUUUGGAAGAUCAAUCUUGCUUUGCUUUUCUCUCAAAUCAAAGCUUGUGGAGAUAUGAUAAAAGGGUGCAAAACUCUACAGUCCUGGACUGGUAUGAUGGAGCUGUGUCUCAACCGCAACAGGUCUUAGCAGAUAUUAUUGAAGCUUUAUAUCCUACAGGAAACUAUAACACAACAUAUUUCAGAAAUAUUGCAAAGGGAGAAGGGAUCAUAAGCGUUGGUCCUGAAAUGUGUGAAAGAGACAGCUCCAUCGCAAUGGAACCUACAGUUGUAGCUUGCCAGUAGCCGCUGCUCUAUUCAGAUUCUUUGUCCUGAUUUUUGGUUCUUUUUCUUCACGCAUUUUGGCCUGACAAUUGUUCAAAUUUAUUGUACGUUCAGAACUGAAUAUUCUUCAUCAGUUACAGAAAGGAAAAGUUGAAGCCAUAAGCAUUUUGGUUAUUCAAAAU